GAUUAGUCCUGGGCUUUGCCUGGGGACACCUUGGGAAACCUAAAAAUCAACCGUCCUCCUACAAUUCAACUCUUUCUCUCUCCCUCUCUAAAAUCCCCAAGACAGAAUUCGAUUCAUUGUCGAACGACUAAAACCAGAGCUUCGUCGUCUUCAUCCAAACCUCAUAUUCGCACGCGCAACCCAAUCCCCGCAACCAAGCACCCCCACUCACACAAAGCCAGGGAUACAUGGCUUCUUCUACCUUCAGCGGCGACGAAACCGCUCCCUUCUUCGGCUUCCUCGGCGCCGCCGCAGCCCUCGUCUUCUCCUGCAUGGGCGCCGCCUAUGGGACGGCGAAGAGCGGCGUGGGCGUGGCCUCCAUGGGAGUGAUGCGGCCGGAGCUCGUGAUGAAAUCGAUCGUUCCGGUGGUUAUGGCUGGAGUGCUCGGGAUCUAUGGGCUUAUCAUAGCUGUGAUUAUUAGUACCGGGAUCAACCCAAAGGCCAAAUCCUAUUAUCUGUUUGAUGGGUAUGCUCACUUGUCAUCUGGCCUUGCUUGCGGUCUGGCCGGCCUCUCCGCCGGAAUGGCGAUUGGGAUCGUCGGUGACGCCGGUGUCCGGGCUAAUGCACAGCAGCCAAAGCUCUUUGUUGGUAUGAUUCUUAUCCUCAUCUUUGCAGAAGCUCUUGCCUUGUACGGUCUGAUCGUGGGGAUCAUCCUCUCAUCCCGAUCAGGCCAAUCUCGUGCGGAUUAAGGAAGGCAAGUUUGUUGCUCCUCUAUAUUAUUUGAAGAUCGUAUUAUUUUGAUUCCUUUAAGAUGGUGCUAUCACUAUAAAACUUGGUUAAUUUUUAGUUAGAAGUACAUUAUUUAAACUGCACCAUGCUUGUAGUUAUGAAGAAACAAUUGUUCCGAAUGUUAAUUUUCUCCUUCCUCAUAUAAGGACAGAUUAGUUAAUGAAAACUUCACCCUGCUGAAGACGUUUGGUGUUUUUCAAUAUUUUGCUUUUGUAAGUGGCUAAUUGAAUAGUUGUUUGCUCAA
This is a messenger RNA of Malus domestica (apple), 1012 nucleotides long. Its product is annotated as V-type proton ATPase 16 kDa proteolipid subunit. The record is from RefSeq and is a predicted model, not a curated record. Gene Ontology annotation, cellular component: proton-transporting V-type ATPase, V0 domain; membrane. Gene Ontology annotation, biological process: proton transmembrane transport. Gene Ontology annotation, molecular function: proton-transporting ATPase activity, rotational mechanism. NCBI's taxonomy places the organism in Eukaryota, Viridiplantae, Streptophyta, Magnoliopsida, Rosales, Rosaceae.